AUAGCACCACUACACUCCAGCCGGGGUAAACAGAGCGAGACCCUGUCUCGACAACGACAAAAACAAAACCAAUGAAAAGAUAAUUUCGUAUUUAAGUUACCCAAGAAAGAGCUGUAAUUUGAAUCAGAUCUUAAAUCAUGACUAAGAAAAAGAACACUCAGUUAGAGGAAUUAACUUUAGAAAACGCACUGAGGCAAAAAGGAAUACAGUGUUCACGAGUAAACAUUGUUUUGAAUGUCAGGAGAAACAUUAGAUAGGAAAGUGCGGUUUGUCUUUCUAAGAAGCUUGGACUUUCUCCAAUAACAGUUGUUUUUGUCUUUUAUAGGAAGCAUGGAUUCUAUUAGUGGAACCUUUGGGACCGAAACGCCAAAGCUUCUGGGCCCACCAUCAACGCAGCUCUGCUUUCAUUUCUUUCAUAUGCCGUUUCCACAUAAGAUUUCAUGCAGAAAACAAACCCGCAAAGGUUUUAUAUUGACAACAGUACAUUAAGUGUUUAAUUUGUACAAAGCGUCUCUUCCAGACACUUGCCCUGUCUCAUUUACUCUCAUACCACCACAGUGUCCUUUACAGAUGAGAAGACAAGCUCAGGGAGAUGACAUAUUUACCUAGGUCCCAUAACUGGCAAGUGACAGUGCUGCAGUUUAAGCUCAGGCCGUCUUGGGGCGAGACCGCGCUCUUUUACCAUUGCACUUUAAGCUGACUUUAGGGGAAACACGAUCUGAGUUUUCACAAGUUUACUUCUGGCACAUGCAGUCCCGAGCACUGCUUUUUGGCUAAAAUGCCCAGUGAUAUCCAUAACCGUUAGGUCAAUAUUCAGAAGAGACGUCGAAAGGACGUCUGUUUCAGUUCAACAGACCGAAAACACACCAGACAGUCCCAGGAACCCCAGAACUCUUGCCUCUGUCGGCGCGGGCGGCUAAAACGUCACUUAAACGCGCUGCCGCCCCCUCGCCCCGCCCCGCUGCGUUGGCCCCGCCCCGCUGCGUCGGCCUGCCCCUGCGCGGAGGUCGGGCGGGGCAUUCUCUUCACCACCUUGCCCACCGGGGUGGCGCGUGGCUUACGCGACCGUUACUAGGCUCCUGGGCCGCUCCCUGCCAGCGAGGGCUGCGAAAGGAGUUGUAGCCUGGUUAAGAAUCAUUUCUCAGGAACGACUACAGUCAUAUGGAGCAUGUACACCACAGAAUCAAAAAGUGAACAUUUGGAGGAUGAAAACUUCCAAACAUCUACAACUCCUCAGAGUCUCAUUGAUCCUAAUAGUAUUGCACAUGGAGAAACUAAAACUGUCCUAUCAGAUACAGAAGAAACAAAACCACAGACAAAAAAGAAGACAUACAUUUCUUGUCCUCUAAGAGGAGUAUUGAAUGUAAUUAUUACAAAUGGAGUUAUACUCAUUACGAUUUGGUGUAUGACCUGGUCAAUCUUAGGCUCUGAAGCUCUCCCUGGUGGAAAUUUGUUUGGAUUGUUAAUUAUUUUUUAUAGCGCCAUUAUUGGGGGAAAAUUUUUAGAACUCAUUAGAAUACCUUUAGUGCCUCCACUUCCACCUCUUCUUGGGAUGUUGCUGGCUGGUUUUAUAAUUAGGAAUGUUCCAUUCAUCAGUAAACAUGUCCAUGUCGAUAGCACAUUGUCUUCAGUUUUAAGAAACAUUGCCCUUACUGUUAUUCUAAUACGAGCUGGGCUUGGACUUGAUCCACAGGCUUUGAAGCAAUUGAAGGGGGUUUGUUUCAGAUUGGCAGCAGGUCCAUGCCUUAUAGAGGCAAGUGCAGCUGCUGUUUUUUCCCACUUCAUUAUGAAAUUUCCUUGGCAAUGGGCAUUUCUAUUAGGUUUUAUUCUAGGUGCUGUCUCUCCUGCUGUUAUUGUUCCUUCCAUGCUGCUGUUGCAAGAAAAUGGAUAUGGUAUUAAGAAAGGCAUUCCAACCUUACUGAUGGCUGCUAGCAGUAUGGAUGACAUUCUGGCUAUCACUGGAUUCAAUACAUGCUUGAGCAUAGUCUUUUCCACGGGUAGUAUAGUUCAUAAUAUCCUAUCCUCUAUAAGGAACGUAUGUGUUAGUCUGCUGGCAGGAACUGUUUUGGGAUUUUUUCUUCGAUAUUUUCCAAGUGAAGACCAGGAAGAACUGUCAUUGAAGAGAGGAUUUCUUAUUUUGACCAUGUGUGUUUCUGCUGUCUUAGGCAGCCAACGUAUUGGUUUACUUGGAUCUGGAGGAUUAUGCACACUAAUGAUGAGUUUCAUUGCAGGGACAAAAUGGUCCCAAGGAAAGAUGAAAGUCCAAAAGUUUAUUACAAAUGUAUGGGAUAUUUUUCAACCACUUCUUUUUGGUUUAGUUGGAGCAGAAGUAUCUGUUUCAUCUCUUGAAUCAAAUACUGUUGGCAUAUCUGUUGCUACUGUGAGUUUGGCAUUAUGUGUUCGAAUUUUAAUCACAUAUCUAUUGAUGUGCUUUGCUGGUUUUAGUUUUAAGGAGAAAAUAUUUAUUGCUUUCGCAUGGUUGCCCAAAGCUACAGUCCAGGCUGUAUUAGGUCCUCUGGCUCUAGAAACAGCAAGAAUCUCCGCACCCAACUUGGAAUCAUAUUCGAAGGAUGUGAUGACAGUAGCAUUUUUAGCCAUCUUGAUCACAGCUCCAAAUGGAGCUCUACUUAUUGGCAUUCUGGGGCCUAAAAUGCUUACACGCCAUUAUGAUCCAAGCGAAAUAAAACUGCAAUUGUCAACCUUAGAUAAACAUAAUUAAAAAGUUUACUUGUCAUUAUCUGCCUGCUUCUUUUAAUGAAUUAUUUUACAAGAAUUGUAAAGUAGAAAUAUGUGAAGACUAUACAGAAAAUCCAGGAUUUAGUAAACAUGUGAUCUCAGUAUAGGGCUUUUCUUGGAUCUUUUACUCCAAA
Molecule: messenger RNA, 2870 nt
Organism: Sapajus apella (tufted capuchin)
Lineage: Eukaryota; Metazoa; Chordata; Mammalia; Primates; Cebidae
Gene: SLC9B1
Product: solute carrier family 9 member B1
Exons: 13
Coding region: 1169-2719 (516 amino acids)
Biological process (GO): proton transmembrane transport
Cellular component (GO): membrane
Molecular function (GO): antiporter activity
Source: RefSeq, a predicted model, not a curated record